GCAGCCAUUUCCGGUUUCGGGGAGGUGGGUGCGGUGCGGAGCGGGAGUUGGCGCCGCAGCCGCCUCCAGAGCCUGCCCUGCUGCCGGGUGCUGCCGGGACGAUGCGGCCGGAACCCGGAGGCUGCUGCUGCCGCCGCCCGCUGCGGGCGAACGGCUGCGUGAAGAACGGGGAGCUGAGGAACGGGUACGUGAGGAGCAGCACCGCCACCGCCGCGGCUGCCGGCCAGAUUCAUCAUGUUACAGAAAAUGGAGGACUAUAUAAAAGACCGUUUAAUGAAGUUUUUGAAGAAACACCCAUGUUGGUUGCUGUGCUCACAUAUGUGGGGUAUGGCGUACUCACCCUCUUUGGAUAUCUUCGAGAUUUCUUGAGGCACUGGAGAAUUGAAAAGUGUCACCAUGCAACAGAAAGAGAAGAACAAAAGGACUUUGUGUCAUUGUAUCAGGACUUCGAGAACUUCUAUACAAGGAACCUCUACAUGAGGAUAAGAGACAACUGGAACCGACCCAUCUGCAGUGUGCCAGGAGCCAGGGUGGAUAUCAUGGAGAGAAAGUCCCAUGACUACAACUGGUCAUUCAAGUACACAGGGAAUAUAAUUAAAGGUGUUAUAAACAUGGGUUCCUACAACUAUCUUGGAUUUGCAAGGAAUACUGGAUCAUGUCAGGAAGCAGCUGCUGAAGUUCUCAAGGAGUAUGGAGCUGGAGUGUGCAGCACUCGCCAGGAGAUUGGAAACCUGGACAAGCAUGAAGAACUAGAGAAACUGGUAGCGCGGUUUUUGGGUGUGGAAGCUGCUAUGACCUAUGGCAUGGGGUUUGCAACAAAUUCAAUGAACAUCCCUGCUCUUGUUGGCAAAGGUUGCCUGAUUCUGAGUGAUGAAUUGAACCAUGCAUCACUGGUUCUAGGAGCCAGACUGUCAGGAGCAACCAUUCGAAUCUUCAAGCAUAACAAUAUGCAAAGCUUGGAGAAGCUUUUGAAAGAUGCCAUUGUUUAUGGUCAGCCUCGGACAAGAAGGCCCUGGAAGAAAAUCCUAAUCCUUGUGGAAGGCAUAUAUAGCAUGGAAGGGUCUAUUGUUCGCCUUCCUGAAGUGAUUGCUCUCAAGAAAAAGUACAAGGCGUACUUGUAUCUGGAUGAAGCUCACAGCAUUGGGGCCCUUGGCCCUUCAGGGCGAGGUGUGGUGGACUACUUUGGCCUGGAUCCCGAGGAUGUAGAUGUUAUGAUGGGAACAUUCACAAAGAGCUUCGGUGCUGCUGGAGGAUACAUUGGAGGCAAGAAGGAGCUGAUAGACUACCUGCGCACACAUUCUCACAGUGCUGUGUAUGCCACGUCAAUGUCACCACCUGUGAUGGAGCAGAUCAUCACCUCCAUGAAGUGCAUCAUGGGGCAGGAUGGCACCAGCCUUGGCAAAGAAUGUGUACAACAGUUGGCUGAGAACACCAGGUAUUUCAGGAGACGCCUGAAGGAAAUGGGAUUCAUCAUCUAUGGCAAUGAAGACUCCCCGGUGGUGCCUUUGAUGCUCUACAUGCCAGCCAAAAUUGGCGCCUUUGGGCGGGAGAUGCUGAAACGAAACAUUGGUGUGGUUGUGGUGGGAUUUCCUGCUACCCCAAUCAUUGAGUCCAGAGCCAGAUUUUGCCUGUCAGCAGCUCAUACCAAAGAAAUACUUGAUACGGCUUUAAAAGAGAUAGAUGAAGUUGGGGACCUACUGCAGCUGAAGUACUCACGCCGUCGGCUGGUGCCUCUGUUGGACAGGCCCUUCGAUGAGACUACCUAUGAGGAGACAGAAGACUGAGCCUUUUUGGUGCUCCCUAGAGGAGGGAACUCCCUCUCAGGACAGUGUGUGGCCUUUCUGAGCCAGUUCCAGAACCACACUUCAGUGACCACCUCAUGUGAAAGACAUUUCUGAAGCUACUGAAGGUGGCCACCUCCACUCCAAAUGGCAUUUUGUAAAUAGUAAAAAACAAAAACUGCUUCACAUUCUUCCAUUGUUUGCUAAGUCUCACCUUUAUAUAAUAUAUAUAUAUAUAUAAAUAUAAAUGAUUACUUUGUCCAUUAAAAAAUGUUUUAUUUUAUAACUAUUCUAUUUGUGAAAUCACGCUGACCCUUGCCUGUGGCUUACCACACAGGCAUUCCCUACUCCAGCCACUUCCUGGGCUUGGAUCCAUCAAGACUUACCCUGGCCCUGGCUCUCCAUCCUUGAGACUCACUGGCCCUCUCCUUAGGGAGCAAGUGCCUUCUGCUGACUUCCUGUCCUGGUCUCAGAGGUUGCGCCGAGCCCUCCCCCCUCCCCCCCAACCCUUAUUUAACCAGUCAAGUUAAUCAACCAAAGCAUUGUAUCUUUCGUCUUAAAUGUUAACAAUGCCAAGAUGUUUAUUAUGUGACUCCCCCGGCCAAGGACCUCCCUAGACUGCUCUUACUCUUUGUUGUUGUUGUUGUUCUGAUCACCUACUAACUUAUUCAUUAUCGGCUAUUUCUUCUUCCUAUGCUCACAGACUGAAGAUGUGUCCUGAGUUUGGGCUCUUCCCACAGUCUAACCCUAGUGCUUCCCACCUCCUGAGCUAUGGCAGCCUCUGGCUGGUUCUGGGUCCAGAUUAGGAUUUGACUUGGUAAAGGAAAGUGUUGGUCAAUCCUUUGCCCAUGUUCCACUUCACCAUUAGUGGUAUAAGUUUUCCUUGUAGAUGCUGACCCACUUGAACAGUGCUCUUCCAAAUACCAGUUCUUCUACUUUUAAAUGUCCUGAGACGAUUUUAACCCAGCCUCUGGGGCUGGCUUCUCUCGUGCUUCCGUUGUAUAUUUUUUUUCCUUUGAGGAAUUUCUGAUCAAAUACCUCUUUCCUAAACUGGAAUAGCCUCUAUUUGUCUGUCACCACUAUGUCAGGGACUUCAUCCAGAGCUUUGCACUGCUUGACCAAAGAACACAUCUGAAGAACACCAUCUAAAUUACUUUUUUCUUUUGACCAAAGCUUAAUUGAAGAGAACUUUUGGCUUUAGUGUCCUGAAAAUGAAUCUGUCUUUUAGUGGUGAUCUAGUGUUAUAGGGAAGGAUUGAGAAUAGAGUGGAAAGACCUGUAUAAAAGUGUAUUUCGUGUGUUGUUCUUUAAAAGUAUUUUUAUUGGUAAAGAUGCCCCAACCAAAUUCUCCUGUGGACCUCACUAUCAGCUGCAGUGCAUGGACUAGAAGACAGAAGCAAUGUAGUUUGUGAAGUUCUGUUCUCGUGGCCUGGAUCUAAGUCAUCUUUGGUCCUCUUGACAUCUGUUCAACCCUUAAGAUGGUCUAAGUCAUAUGUGCCUUUUUUAAAGAAUAGAAAUGGAGCCAGGCAGUGGUGAUGCACACCUUUAAUCCCAGUACUAGGGAGGCAGAAGCAGGUGGAGCUCUGUGAGCUUGAGGACAGCCGGAGCUGCAUAAUGAAACCUGUCUCUAAAGAGAAAAAAAGAAAAUGAUAAAUAAAAUAACCACAGAAAGAGACAACUACAUUUAUUUAUUUAAAAAAAAAAAAAAAAAAAAAAAGAUUCCGUAAAACAUCUUGCUCACUUUACCCCUGUAGAAUCCCACUGGAAUACCAAGUUUUGUUACUAUUUAAUGAUGUAGACACAGGACUUACAAAAGUACCUAAGUGAUGAACAUGCCUUCUAGGCUUUCAGCUUACAUAAAGUCACUUCAAACUAAAGUGUUAUUGGUGGGCAUUUUGUAUACAUACAUACAUACAUAUAUAUAUGUAUGUAUGUGUAUAUAUGUAUGUAUGUGUGUGUGUGUAUAUAUAUAUAUAUAUAUACACACACACACACAUCUCUUGAUUGAUGCAAAGUUUAUUUCAGGCUAAAUGUAAUUAAGUUACAAGUUUAUUUUGAAGAGACAAAACUCCUGUGAUCUACUUCCUAGAGGACAAAAUGAUGUAUGCACAUCAUAUGUGACUGGUUACUUGUAACUCUGUAGUAGAAAUCAUGGGCAUACCCAUGUCAUAGAUCAUUAUCCAAAUUUUGGGGCAAUACAAGGGUAUAUUAUUGAGUAUGAGUAGAAGUCUGGAUCUUAAAGAGACUCAAACAUAUAUAUGUCAGCCAUCACCACCAAACCUGACUGCUGAUUGGUCUGCAAGGCACAACUCAUCCUAGCACUUUGCAUUGUGCUUUUUAUUAUCAUUGUCCUUAUUCAUUUCAUGUUUGUUAGACUCACUUCACAGGUCACACCAGGCACCAGAACCUCAUCAAAAUCAUGCACGAGACAUGGCCCAAGGGGCAAGGCAGUGAGCAUCUCCCCUCUAUAGCAUCCUGUCUAAGGCAUCCAGCUCUCUUCAGUCCUUCAUCGUGCUCUUCAACUCUUAUGGUCCAGGCAGGGUUUCAAAAUUGGCUUCUUCCUUGAGUCCUCCGGCCUCACUUCUGUCCCACACCCUCUUGUAGGUCAAAGGGUAGAGCAUCUUCAUAGCGAUCGCCUCUGGUCCUUCACUCGUCCUCUCUCUGUCUUCUUGGUGAUUGGAAUUCUAUGUCCAGAGAAGACAUGCAUGCUAGUGCAGGGUUUGGGGAGCUGUAGUGUAGACAGCCUGCUUCUUGCAUGCACAACCAUGCACUUCAGUGAUUGGCUGGGCAUCCAUGUCUGAGUCUCCAUGACUGUCUGGGUGUAUACUAUAAUUUGCAAAAAAGCAGAUUAACAGCUGAUUUUCCGACUCUUUGGAUAAAGGGAAAAUGAUAUCUCUUACCGAUUAUAUUUCCCAAAUUGGUGAAUCUGCCUAAUUGUAGUAUUUUUUACAAAACCCCCUAGAAAAGAAUACCAACUUGUUCUCCUAUGUAAGUGAUUGCUAUGGGUCAGAUGUGGUGCAUACCUGUAAUCCCAAUACUUAGGGGACAGAAGCAAGAGGAACUUCUAGAAUUCUGGAUUAACCUGGGCUACAGGGUAAGAGUCUCAAAAAAAGAAAAGAAAACAGUGGAUUGCUAGACUGAAUGCCAAGGACACUGUUGUAAGUAAGACAUACCUGGGUGUUCCUGGCACUUUGCUUCAAGUGGGUUAGAUAAAUGGGAAGAAUAGUUCUUUUUCUCUCUGAUUGCCCUGUGCCUGUGAUGACCGGGAGCUAUGGGGUGUUUCUUACAGGUAAAAUAACUUUAGCCUGGGGCUAUGAAAGGAGAGGUUUGUGGACAUCAAGAUUAUGCUUGGCAGUUUAUCAAAGAGUCUAUAGCCCCCACCCCCAGUUCCAGAACCUAUGGAUGAGCUGUACCUGUAAGCUCAGUGCCCAGCAGGCAUCUUAAUCCAUUAAGCCGGUCAAUCAAAAUACCUUCCAUGUGGAGCAAAGCAUGUCCUUCUCCCCUCUGCUUUACCCACAUGAAAUGUGUGCUUGGGCUCCUAGCCAGCUGCUGUAUCCAGCCAGAUAGCCAACUCAGGGCUCAGAGAAAAGCUAGGGCCUGCCAGCAAUCCCUUCCCUCGUCCUGCCUACAAAAUGCUAUUCUUCCUUUUGCAGUUUUCAGUGACUUCUGUUUCCAAGCAGCUUUUUUUUUUGCUGUAUACUGGACUGUUUCUAGGAAGGAAACACAAGGAGCCAACUUAAGCCCUUAAUGAAAAUGACCAUUUUCAUCUUUGCUGAGUCUGAAGGUUGAACAUUCACAGUUCACCCUUAGGAGCAGCUUUGGGGGUAGGGGAGCUGUGGGCAAGAUUUUGUUUACUAUGGUAUGGCCUUAAAUUGUUACUAUUUCUGGUGUAAUGGAUUGUAAUAAACUGACCCUGAAGAAUGCCAAGGCUCUUACCCUGCACUUACUGUUUUUAAUGUAGCGAUACCUAAAGCUCUGGUUUUGGAGCAGUUGUGGGAAGCGGAAUGAAAGGUGCCUGCAAAAGCAGUACCCGGAUGUGCUGCUAAGUGUCUGAGCUCUUCCCUUGUGCAAGUGAACUCCAGCCAACCCAAGGUUUCUUGUGCAAAUCCUGACUGUUUGGUGUUGGCCUUCCAAUUGAGGUGGAGUAGUGACUUACCUUCCCCCUAACGUUGUAUCGCAGGAUUAGUUUGCCCAGUGGUUGGAGUUGAGACCUUCCUUAUUGGGUCUUCCUUCACAGGGCACAGAAGCCUUUCCUGUGAGUUCAGCCUGCAUGCCCUCAGUCUUGAUCCCUCUCUGUACAAAGGCAGCUAACAAUAAGGGAUGGGGGGAAAGAGGAGAGCAGGUGUCUGUGGGAGAGCUGAAUUAGGGUGGUCCUGUUGAGCCACGUUUCCCCACUGGCCUGUAUACUGGAAUGUGCAUGGUGUACUGUGGUCUAACCCUUGCCAUUGCUGCAAUGUUCUUAUCACCUGGGAAUGUGGGAUUCUUUUUUAGUUUUGGUAAUGUCUUACAAAUGUCACCCUUAUGUAGCCUUCUGUCUUCUUGCCAGAUGAUGAUUUUUUAAAAUUUCAUUUUAUAUCGGAUGACUGUGAAGCUAUACAUAGUAGGUUGUGGAGGGUGUCAAUUUUCAGAGUGCAUGUUAAGAAUUAAAGGGGACCUACUUGAGAUGAAUCAUCCCACAAAUAUU
Phodopus roborovskii (desert hamster) is the source of this 6464-nucleotide messenger RNA. It is a transcript of the gene Sptlc2, whose product is annotated as serine palmitoyltransferase long chain base subunit 2. The transcript has 12 exons. Gene Ontology annotation, molecular function: pyridoxal phosphate binding; serine C-palmitoyltransferase activity. The coding region runs from base 102 to 1784 and encodes 560 amino acids. Gene Ontology annotation, cellular component: serine palmitoyltransferase complex. The record is from RefSeq and is a predicted model, not a curated record. Lineage: Eukaryota; Metazoa; Chordata; Mammalia; Rodentia; Cricetidae. Gene Ontology annotation, biological process: ceramide biosynthetic process; sphingosine biosynthetic process.